AUGGCCAACAAAUCAAACAAGAAGAAGACUUCUCCAAGCAAUGAGUCGACUAUAAUGGAUAGCAAUACUCAAUCAGAGGGUCCGCCACAACCGCCACCACCACCACCACCACCACCAGGUCACUCUUCUUCCAAGCCGCCUCAUGAGCAUCCUGCAGCUUCGCUCAACUCUACCUACUUCUUGAUUCAAACACUACCGGACAACCUACGAGGAUUCCUCGAUCACGAUUAUGAAAAUAAAAAGGAAUCUUACAAAUGUAUUGAUUACUACCAAAUCUUGACUCACUUCGAUCCGGCAACAAAAUCUCGCCCCAACCACAAGAAGGCCAAGUUGAUUGACGAGUUCUUGGUGAAAGUUCUGCCUCUCAUCAAGCCGUACCAACUGCCUGUGCCACCGUUACCGAUGCAGACUGAACGGACUACACCGAGGGACUUCAACCCACUCUCUCGAAGAGUUUGUCGACAGGAUCUUGCAAACGUUAUCUGGGAAUCCGAUUCGUCUGUUGUUAUACCUAAGGCAGCAACAUCAAAGGGUCUACUUCAUCUGUAUAAAGAGCACGUCGACAAAGAUCUCCGGAUCCCUGGAGACACCAAAUACAUCAGCUCUCCCAAAGUUGUUAAACGCCUUGAAGUCAAGAGCCUUCUCAUGGAAGAGCUUCGACUUAGCUUACAAGAUCACGCUCCACAUUUCUUCAUUCACUCCAUUCCAAUGACUCACACUGUCCUUGUAAACCUCUACAUAAAAUUUGUUCUCGAAGAAUCUGUCCAACCUGGACUCUUGUCCAAAGUUUCUUCAUCCGUUUUGAAUCCUUCACUUUUUAGCCUUAUCGUUCCCCUGUUGUUGCUGGCCGAAUGA
This is a messenger RNA of Melampsora larici-populina 98AG31, 855 nucleotides long. RefSeq lists its product as uncharacterized. NCBI's taxonomy places the organism in Eukaryota, Fungi, Basidiomycota, Pucciniomycetes, Pucciniales, Melampsoraceae. The record is from RefSeq and is a predicted model, not a curated record. The transcript is spliced from 4 exons. Bases 1 to 855 code for a protein of 284 amino acids.